GUGUGUGUGUGUGCAGGUGUGUUUGAAGGAUAAGAUCAGACUUCUUUUUUUGUUGCAAGUGACUAGAUGAUUGCUGGCAAUCAGAGUCAAAUAGUGCAUAAACUCUGUCUGACCUUUCAGCACUUCAGCACAACAGGUGCACUAUAUCUGCAAAACUACCUUACUAACUACUUACUAAAAUAAGAGUCCAUAAAACGUUUUUAUUUCAAAGAAUACCUAUUUGUCUUGUUAAUUUCCUUAAUUUUAUUGUGUUGCAUGUCAUAAUUUUAAUAAUAAAGCCUCAGGACCAGACUUUCUGAGAUGAAAGAAAACACUCCAAACUGCACAACAGGUGUUUUUUUUUUUCUGUCUCCAGACACCUGUCCUCGAUCUGUCCUCAGCCUAUAGAUGAUCCACACAUUGUUGCACUUUAAAGCCAUUUAAAGCCAUUUAAAGCCAUUUCAAGACGUCUACAAAUAUGAGACGCUCCAACAAAACACACGCACAAACUUCUUCAACAAAAAAUGACAACAAUGCAAAGACAGAAGGUGCAGAGCUUCGACAUGUGGCACGACUACAUGGAGCUGGGCAGACUGCUGCAGAGGCUGAGCGACAACCGCGAGGAGAGUCCCAAGAGAGAAGCAGCCACCUGGAGCCACAUCCAGACCUCUUCUCGGCGGCAGACCAGCAGCAGCAGGAGCUCCGUGGAGACCAGCUCAACCAGCAGCCUCUCGGACACCAGCUGCAACGGGACUUCCUCAGACUGCUGUCGCUUCUGCAAGCAGAACGGAGAGUCUCCACGGGUGUACCGGUCACACCGGCUGAAAUCAGACGACGGGAAUGUGUGCUGCCCAAUCCUCUGGAGCUACACCUGUCCUAUCUGUGCAGCCACCGGAGACCGAGCUCACACACGCCGCUACUGCCCUCAGGCGGAGCGGGGAGAGGCGGUGAGGAUGCUGCCUGCAGCAGGCUCCAGCUUCUAGGACACUGUGCAUGGAAGACUGAGGAGAAAACAGUUAAGAAAACGUGUUUUGACCCAUGUGUUCAUGUUUACACAGACUGUUGUAUGGUUUCUAAGUAGUUUGUGAAAAGUGAAAUGUUUUGUUGUUUUUUAUGCAUUGUGUUACUGUCAUUCUGCAGCAGACAGUCUGCUUUUUGAAUUGUGUUGCAUGUCAUUCUGCAGCAGACAGUAUGCUUUUUGAAUUGUGUUGCAUGUCAUUCUGCAGCAGACAGUAUGCUUUUUGCAUUGUGUUGCAUGUCAUUCUGCAGCAGACAGUAUGCUUUUUGCAUUGUGUUGCAUGUCAUUCUGCAGCAGACAGUCUGCUUUUUGAAUUGUGUUGCAUGUCAUUCUGCAGCAGACAGUAUGCUUUUUGAAUUGUGUUGCAUGUCAUUCUGCAGCAGACAGUAUGCUUUUUGAAUUGUGUUGCAUGUCAUUCUGCAGCAGACAGUAUGCUUUUUGAAUUGUGUUGCAUGUCAUUCUGCAGCAGACAGUAUGCUUUUUGAAUUGUGUUGCAUGUCAUUCUGCAGCAGACAGUAUGCUUUUUGCAUUGUGUUGCAUGUCAUUCUGCAGCAGACAGUCUGCUUUUUGCAUUGUGUUGCUGUCAUUCUGCAGCAGACAGUCUGCUCUGCUGUGGGGAGCCUACAGAGUUAGUCAACAACAACCUUUUUACAACGUUAAAAAUGUUAUUAAACCAUGAAAGUGUUAAUAACUGGCAUUUUUGGAAAUGAGAAAACUGGCUUUUUUUUAAAAUCAAGAAUAAAUAUGGUAAAAAGUUA
Molecule: messenger RNA, 1755 nt
Organism: Sebastes umbrosus (honeycomb rockfish)
Lineage: Eukaryota; Metazoa; Chordata; Actinopteri; Perciformes; Sebastidae
Product: nanos homolog 2-like
Exons: 1
Coding region: 504-962 (152 amino acids)
Biological process (GO): oogenesis; negative regulation of translation
Cellular component (GO): perinuclear region of cytoplasm
Molecular function (GO): mRNA binding; zinc ion binding
Source: RefSeq, a predicted model, not a curated record